AUAUUAGCUCGUGGUUGGCUGCAGCUUCAUCUCUUAUCUUUCCUUAGUGCAGCUAGCUACCAGCCUGAGAGAGAACCAUGGCUGAGUCCCUGCUUCUCCCCAUGGUGCGCGCCGUGGCCGGCAAGGCUGCGGACGUUCUCGUCCAGACCAUAACCCGCAUGUGUGGCCUCGACGAUGACCGCCGCAAGCUGGAGCGCCAGCUGCUGGCAGUCCAGUGCAAGCUGGCGGACGCCGAGGUGAAGAGCGAGACCAACCAGUACGUCAAGAGGUGGAUGAAGGACUUCAGGACCGUCGCCUACGAGGCAGAUGAUGUCCUCGAUGACUUCCAGUAUGAGGCACUGCGGCGUGAAGCCCAGAUCGGCGAGUCCAAGACACUCAAGGUACUCAGCCACUUCACGUUACACAGCCCGCUUCUCUUCCGUCUUACCAUGAGCAGGAAGCUCAACAACGUCCUUGAGAAGAUCAAUAAGCUUGUUGUGGAGAUCAACACGUUUGGCCUGGUGGAGAACCGUGUGGAGGCACCACAAGUUCUUCAUCGGCAGACGCACGCAGCACUUGAUCAGUCUGCAGAGAUCUUUGGCAGAGAUGACGACAAGGAGGUGGUAGUGAAUUCGUUGCUUGGCCAGCAAGAUCAGCACCAGGUGCAGGUGCUGCCCAUCUUUGGGAUGGGUGGUUUGGGCAAGACAGCACUUGCCAAGAUGGUGUACAACGAUAGCAGAGUUCAACAACAUUUCAAGCUGAAGGUGUGGCAUUGUGUCUCGGAGAACUUCGAAGCCACUGCCCUUGUUAAGUCAGUCAUUGAAUUGGCUACAAGUGACAGAUGCAACUUGCCUGACACCAUAGAGCUGUUGAGAUGCCGACUUGAGGAAGCUAUUGGCAAGCAGAGGUUUCUACUCGUUCUUGAUGAUGUAUGGAAUGAAGAAGAGAGAAAGUGGGAGGAGGAGUUGGAGCCACUCUUAUGUUCGGUUGGUGGACCGGGAAGCGUUAUAGUUGUCACAUGUCGAAGCCAGCAAGUAGCCUCUAUAAUGGGCACGAUAAAACCUCACGAGCUAGCAUGUCUGAGUGAAGAUGAUUCAUGGGAAUUAUUCUCUAGAAAAGCAUUUAGCAAAGGAGUUCAAGAGCUGGCAGAGUUUGUCACCAUCGGCAAAUGUAUUGUGAAGAAAUGCAAGGGGCUGCCUCUUGCGCUGAAGACAAUGGGCGGCUUGAUGAGUUCAAAACAACAAGUGCAGGAAUGGAAGGCCAUCAAAGAAAGCAACAUUGGAGAUAAUGACAGAGGCAAAGAUGAGAUAAUAUCCAUACUAAAAUUAAGCUACAGACACUUAUCAUCAGAAAUGAAGCAGUGUUUUGCCUUUUGUGGAAUCUUCCCUAAGGAUGCCGAGAUGGAGAAGGAAGUAUUGAUCCAACUAUGGAUGGCAAACUGUUUUAUCAAGGAGCAAGAUUUCAUCCACUCUGCAUAUGACACAAUCAGUUGUAAAAUGCAUGAUUUAAUGCAUGACCUAGCAAAAGAUGUCUCGGACGAAAGUGCAAUAAUAGAAAAACUGAUUGAGCCGAAAGCAUAUGUAGAGCAUGUCCGUCACAUGCAGAUUGGUCCAGGAGUGAAACAAAUCAGUGGAGUACUCAAAGGCACAAGAUACCUCCGCACUUUUUUAAUUCCUUUAAGUUUGCACGGACAUCUUGAGGAGUUGAACUUGAUGUCUUUAAGAGCGCUGCGUUGUGACAGCCAUUCUAUUACCAAUAGCCAGGUCGUAAAUGCAAAACAUUUGCGCUACCUUGACUUCUCUAGUUCGGACAUUGUUAGAUUGCCAGAGUCAAUAUGUAUCUUGUAUUAUUUACAAUCAUUGACGCUGACUGAUUGCUCAAAACUAAGAUAUUUACCGGAUGGUAUGGGAGCAAUGAGGAAGCUCAUCCACCUUAAUCUUCUUGGAUGUAACAGUUUGGAACGGAUGCCUCCUAACAUCGGUCAACUAAACAACCUUCACACACUAACAAAGUUUAUCGUGGGAACUGAAGCUGGUCAUGGAAUUGAGGAGCUCAAAGAUCUGUGUCACCUUGGCAACAGGUUGGAACUCUGCAAUUUGAAAAACAUCAAGAGUGGCUCAAAUGCAAAAGAAGCCAAUCUCCACCUGAAGCAAAAUGUAGGUGAACUGUUCAUGCAUUGGGGACCGGAAGAGCCUCGCAUGCCUGGCGAUGAGGUCAGUAAUGAGGAGCUAGUGUUGGAGUCUCUUUCGCCUCAUAGUAAGCUCAAAACUUUGGAGGUACAUGGAUAUAAUGGCCUGGAAAUAUCACAGUGGAUGAGAGACCCUGGGAUGUUUCGGUGCUUAAGAAAACUCACAGUUUCCCACUGCCCGUGGUGUAAGGAUCUACCUAUAGUAUGGUUGUCAGUUUCUCUUGAGUAUCUGCGUGUAGCAAAUAUGGAUAGCCUGACCACAUUGUGUAAGAGCAUUGAUGGGCAAGCAAGAGGAUACGAUACCUGUCUACAAUAUUUUCCAAAACUAAAGGAGAUGUCCUUAUCUUGUUUAUCGAGUUUGGAGAGAUGGACGGAGAAUAGUGCAGGACAUCCCAAUAGCCUGAUAAUGUUUCCGGUGCUUGAACGGAUAAGCUUAUGGAGCUGUCCAAAACUUCCAAGUGUUCCUGUCUGCCCCGUUCUGGAAAACCUGGCGAUAUGGCAAUGCUGUAGUGUUCCAAUCAGUUCAUUCUUGCAUCUAACAGUGCUGUCUAUGCUUGAGUGGGAUGGAACCGGUAUUAUUCCUCAAAGCAUGCCUUUGGAUUCUUGGUCAUCUGUUGUGAGGUUAACUGUUAGGUCGCUGGCAAACCGAUCUUUUGGAACACUUCAGAAUUUGAGUCUGAAUGACCCCACCUCUUUCGUGCCAACAUCUGGAUUGUCCAAGUCGCUCCUUGGUUUUCCGGAAUGGUUUUCCUCUGUGGAAGAUUUGGAGUUUUUACAAUGCGAAGAAUUUGUCCACUGGCCAGUGGAGGAGCUCCGGAGCUUCGCUCGCCUCCGCACUCUGAGUAUUUUGUUUUGUGAUGACCUGGAAGGGAACUGUUCAUCGUCUGAGGAGACCCUUCUGCUGCCUCAACUUGAAAGGUUACUGAUUAGCACAUGUGACAGUUUGCUGGAGAUUCCGAAGCUGCCUGUGUCCCUUGAGACCUUGGCUAUUCAUGAAUGCAACCGUUUGGUGGCACUGCCGUCGAACCUUGGAGAUCUGGCCAAGCUUACGUAUCUCAAUGUGGCUAGAUGUGCUGGUCUGAAAGAGCUGCCUGAUGGGAUGGAUGGCCUCACUUCGCUUGAGCGAUUGGCAAUAGAGGCGUGUCCAGGGAUAGAGGAAUUCCCACAUGGUCUCCUCGAGCGGCUCCCAGCCCUCAAACUCCUACGCAUAGCGGAAUGCCCCAAGUUGCAAAGACGCUGCAGAGAAGGCGGGGAGUAUUUCCACUUGGUCUCCUCUAUUCCGAACAAACAGAUUCCAGAAGCAGAAUCCCAGCACGAAGAAACAGGAUCCAGCAUGAAGAAGCUUGUAAGGAGGCUCCUCCCCUCCUGUGCUGACUCUUAACUCUCAGUAAGGUUGAGAAGAACCAGGUAGCAGCUGAUUAUAAUAUAACCAACGUUUCCAGGCUCGAGAAGAAGCAAGAAAAUAAUGGGAGUUCAAACGGUUCGGGACUCCUUUCAUUUGAGCUACUCAACAGGAAAGCAACGAAGCAAGCAGCCGUAUCAUCAGAGUUAAUUAAGCUGAUGUAUUAGUGUCCUUUUGCUGGAUGCUUGACGGGCUAGCAACCAAGUAGUACCCUGUUGGUUAAUUAGCGAUUUCCUAUUUCUUUGUCUUGCCCAAGUUCUUUCAGAAUCGAUUGUAUCUUAUUUUGUUCAAGUGUACAUUCCAAGCUAGGAGAACGCAUAAUAUUCUGGAUAAUUUGUUAGGUCUGAGAUGAGAAUCCAUCUUCACCUGCUGGCUCUGA
Molecule: messenger RNA, 3948 nt
Organism: Brachypodium distachyon (stiff brome)
Lineage: Eukaryota; Viridiplantae; Streptophyta; Magnoliopsida; Poales; Poaceae
Product: disease resistance protein RGA2
Biological process (GO): defense response to other organism
Molecular function (GO): ADP binding
Source: RefSeq, a predicted model, not a curated record